AAAAGCAGCUGCUGCAGCUCGAAGUCAGAGUGCUCUGAGCUUUGUGUUGUCUGUCAGCAGCAGGUUCCAGGUCAGCUUUAACUGCAGCAGAAUGAGGGUAUUGUGGAUUUCUCUGUUGCUGGUUGGAAGCAUCACCUGUUUUCCUCAAGAAUCAGGAGGACCUGUGUGGUACCCUGCUCCAUCCUCUGGAGGCUCUCAAGAUCCCCACCAUAAACCUACUGGGCAGUCUGGUUCUGGUACUGCUGGCUCUCCAGGAUUUUACUACAGCAGCGGUAGCUCCCACCCUGCUUCAGAUACCAGCAGCUUCUUCAGUUCUGGGGCUCAGAGCCAGCCUGAAUCUUCAGGAUAUUCCAGCUUCAGCAGCAGCUUCCAACCUGCUUCAGGUGCUGGUGGGGCUCAGCAGAGCGGCCAGUCUGGAUUUCCAGGCGGCCAGUCUGGAUUUCCUGGCGGCCAUCAGUCUGCACAGGGGGGCUGGAGUUCAUCUGAUGGUGGCGACCAGGAGCCCGACAUCACUCCCGUGUCUGCCGAGGAUCAAGUCUACGCUCACAAAUCUCGCUCCCAGUACAGGAAGAGUAACUUGAGGUUCCACCAGUUCAUCUACAUCCCAACAGAACCAGCUAAGGCCUACGAGCCAAUAUUCCCACACCACGGCAAAGGCCAGGUCCACAAGGGCUUCUGAAGAGGUUUCUGGUCUCCAUGCUGCAGAGGUGCUGCUGCCUCUAGCUGAUGACUCAAUAAAAUGCUUUUAAUGUU
This is a messenger RNA of Melanotaenia boesemani (Boeseman's rainbowfish), 753 nucleotides long. RefSeq names its product RNA-binding protein FUS-like. The transcript has 5 exons. The coding region runs from base 92 to 679 and encodes 195 amino acids. Lineage: Eukaryota; Metazoa; Chordata; Actinopteri; Atheriniformes; Melanotaeniidae. The record is from RefSeq and is a predicted model, not a curated record.